AUGGCAAGGCAGGGAGGUCACAAAGGAGGCAUCAACUGCAUGGGUAUCAACGAAGAUGGAAACAUGAUCAUCACUGGUGGUGAAGACAAAACGGCAAGGUUGUGGAACUUGGCCACUUUCGAAUGUACUAAGGUACUGAAAGGACAUAAAGGGUACCUAACCUGCGCCAAAAUUCUGGAUGAAUUCUGCUACACUGGAGCUGCUGAUCGCACGGUAAGGAAAUGGACAGCUAAAACUGGCGUGUGUGAGUUAGUAAUCGAGGGGCAUGCUGCACCUAUCAAUAGACUUAUCUGUACUGGGGACUUCCUCUUUACUAGUUCUUAUGAUCGCACCGCUAUGUGCUGGGACCCUGAUGACGGAGAACUCUUACAUAUAUUCCGUGGGCAUCGUCGAGGGGUCACCCCUCUUAUGUACAUACCUGCCGAAGAUGCUCUUAAAGAUGAUGUGGUUGACAUUGAGAGUAACCGAGACAUCUUGGUGACAGGUAGUGCUGAUGGGACGGCUAGGUCUUGGAAUAUGGACUCCGGUGACAGCUUGGUGACUUUCAAGGGACACAAAGGUGGAGUAUUGUGCCUGGCUGCUGAUUCAACUGGAAGUAUUCUAUUCACCGGGAGUGCCGAUUGUACUGUAAGGAGUUGGAAUAAAAACGGAGAAGUCUUCAAGGUGUUUGAGGGACAUCAGAGUGCCGUCGUCUGCCUCCAG
Strongylocentrotus purpuratus (purple sea urchin) is the source of this 702-nucleotide messenger RNA. RefSeq names its product WD repeat-containing protein 86-like. The record is from RefSeq and is a predicted model, not a curated record. Lineage: Eukaryota; Metazoa; Echinodermata; Echinoidea; Camarodonta; Strongylocentrotidae. Gene Ontology annotation, molecular function: protein binding.